AUGGAAUCUGAUCCUCACGAAAACAUACUGCCAUGGCAGCCUCACGAGGUGACAGAUCCUGUAUCCGAUACCGAUGCCCUCGCGGGUAGCUACUGCAGAGGCAAAAUCCCUAUCCUGAGCGGCGGUCGCGGUGAAUGUGGCAACCAGAUCAACUACCAUGAAGACAGCGGCAGCCAACAAACUGAUUAUACCCUGGCAUCUUAUGGAAAUCGAGGAGCUCAGCACACUGGACAAGCCGUGGCAAGCCAAGGAGGAUAUAUAUGUGAUCAGAGCCACGACCUGUCGGGCACUUCGCGUUCUACAAAUCAAGUGCGGUACAAUGACCCUACUCGUCCCGAAUAUCCGACAGGCACAUCUCGCUUGUGGCAGCCUAUGCCUCGAAUCCCGAUAACCGAACCAGAAGGAGCGCUGAUCGAUUCAUGUUGGAGUGCGACUUACGGCUACGAACGACCUGAAUCCGUGCCGCUCUCACACAAACCAUUUCAGGAACCCCCGCCGUCCAAUCAGUGCCACUUCAACACGCGCGAAGAGCUGCGAGACGAAAGUCCGCAAGAAUAUGACGUCCACUCGGAAGAUGAUCUGAAAGCACUCGAAUUUCCCGAUGACUUUGGCAUCGAGGCCGAAAAGUGGUUCUCACCAGUCCAACGAAGGAUACAAGCAUUUGGCGCAACCAUUGAAGAGAAUGAAUGGAUGGAAUCGCAGCAACAAGUCAUUGUCUCGAAAUAUUUCCGCAAUAUCAAGGACGCCACGUUCUUCAAAUCCGUGCGUGACACCAGACAUUGGCAUUCUGUCAAGGACGAUCCAGCUUUUGCAGAGAUUUCUUCCCAUGGAGCUGUAAUUGCAUUUGAGGAGCUCCAUCAGCACAGAGACGAUACUGCUUUUAGCAACAACGUCCCUGAAGCUUACCGCCGACGAUCGAACUCAUCAACAGCCGGUGAUCAAUAUGAUUAUCCAAUAUUUUCGGUGCAGAAGGCGGCCGCGAUAGGUCUGUCUAUGGAACAAGAAGAACGUCUGGCUGCCCUUGGAGUAACUGGUGAUCCCAAACCAGUGCAGCCUCGCAUUCCCACGAAAGGAGAGGGUCGGAGAAGGUCGCGGUCACCCGAACCGAUAGGCCAGCGGAAGAACGGCCAGAGCUACCGCCAGCGACGUUAUGCUCACGGGAGUCAAGCAGUGCGAUCCGGAGAUAGGCGCGAAGACCAAGAACCGAGAGACCGUAGCUCCGACAGUCUGGGCGCGAGUAUGGGCAGAGAGAGUGGCAGAAACGUUGAAAUAGGGCUUCGGCGAGGCCAGGAGAACCAGGACAGAGGCAAAGAACAGAAGAUAAAAGGAAAGAAGAGACAACAGCAGAGCCAGAAACCAUCCGGAAAAUCGAGGCGUCAAGAUCAGCAAGCAUGA
Molecule: messenger RNA, 1395 nt
Organism: Cladophialophora immunda
Lineage: Eukaryota; Fungi; Ascomycota; Eurotiomycetes; Chaetothyriales; Herpotrichiellaceae
Exons: 2
Coding region: 1-1395 (464 amino acids)
Source: RefSeq, a predicted model, not a curated record